This is a messenger RNA of Ricinus communis (castor bean), 2673 nucleotides long. RefSeq names its product bifunctional TH2 protein, mitochondrial. The record is from RefSeq and is a predicted model, not a curated record. The coding region runs from base 175 to 2037 and encodes 620 amino acids. The transcript has 6 exons. Gene Ontology annotation, cellular component: cytosol. NCBI's taxonomy places the organism in Eukaryota, Viridiplantae, Streptophyta, Magnoliopsida, Malpighiales, Euphorbiaceae.
CCUUUUCCCAUUAUCUUUCUCUUUCCCUGACCCCCUCAACUCCAACAACAAGAACAAGAAGAAUAAGGAAAAACAAAAUAGAAAGCUCACAACUGCCAACUCAUUUCUCUCUCUCUCUCUCUCCCUCAAUUUUAAUUUUAAUUCUUUUUUUUUUUUUUAAUUUUUUAAUUUUUGAUGCGCUUACGCCUACCCUCCUCCUUGUUCACUCCAAGAAACCCAAUCAAAACCCCACUCUCUCUCUUCCGAUCCGACUCAUCCCUCAUUCCUGUUUCUCUGUUUUCUCAUAGUUGGAGAUCGUCCAGAAUGGCGAUCCCUCCUAAGCUGCUCUCUUCUUCUUCUUCGUCGCUGACGACGGCUACUACCAGUACUGCUACUACUGCUGAUCAAGGUCUCGCUGCUAAACUGUGGAUCAAAUUCCGUCGCGAAUCUGUUUUCGCUAUCUACACUCCUUUUGUCGUCGCUUUAGCCUCUGGGAACCUUAAUAUUGACUCUUUUAGGCAUUACAUCUCUCAGGAUUUUCACUUCCUUAAAUCCUUCGCUCACGCGUAUGAACUGUCAGAAGAGUGUGCUGAUGACGAUGAUGCGAAGCUAGUAAUUGCUCAGUUGAGGAAGGAUGUUAUGCGGGAACUAAAGUUUCACAACUCAUUUAUACAGGAAUGGGGCUUAGAUCCCGCUAAAGAGGGGAAUGUCAAUUCUGCAACGAUAAAAUACACGGAUUUUUUGUUGGCUACAGCCUCUGGGAAGGUUGAAGGAGUGAAAGGUCCUGGGAAACUUGCAACUCCUUUUGAAAGGACAAAAGUUGCUGCUUACACUCUUGGUGCCAUGACACCUUGCAUGCGGCUGUAUGCAUUUCUUGGUAAGGAGUUGCUGGCACUUAUAGAUUCUGAGGAUGGUGGUCAUCCUUACAAGAAGUGGAUUGACAGUUACUCAUCUGAAGGUUUUCAGGCAUCAGCAUUGCAAACUGAAGAUUUGCUGGAUAAACUUAGUGUCCCUUUAACAGGCGAAGAGCUUGACAUCAUUGAAAAGCUUUAUUACCAAGCUAUGAAACUUGAAAUUGAGUUCUUCAAUGUGCAGCCGCUUGCCCAGCCCGUUGUGGUUCCACUGACAAAAGAGCAUAACCCUGCUGAAGAUCGCCUUGUGAUAUUUUCUGAUUUUGAUUUGACAUGCACUGUUGUUGAUUCCUCUGCCAUUCUGGCAGAGAUUGCAAUUGUAACAGCACCAAAAUCUGAUCAGGUUCAACCUGAGAAUCAAAUUGCUAGGAUGCCAUCAGCUGAGCUGAGGAACACUUGGGAUAUUAUCUCUGGACAAUAUACAGAAGAGUAUGAACAAUGCAUUGAAAGACUUCUGCCUUCUGAAAAAGUGGAGUUCAACUAUGAAGCUCUAUGUAAAGCACUCGAGCAACUUUCAGACUUUGAACGAAGGGCAAACUCUAGAGUGAUUGGAUCUGGAGUUCUUAAGGGUCUGAAUCUUGAAGACAUAAAACGAGCUGGUGAACGGCUAAUUCUUCAGGAAGGUUGCACUAGCUUUUUUCAGAAGUUAGUGAAGAAUGAAAGUUUGAAUGCUAAUGUACAUGUGCUCUCAUAUUGUUGGUGCGCUGAUCUCAUCAGAUCUGCUUUCUCAUCAGGGGGUUUGGAUACUCUGAGUAUUCAUGCAAAUGAGUUCACUUAUGAGGAGUCAAUUUCUACGGGUGAGAUUGAUAAGAAGGUGGAAUCCCCUAUUGAUAAAGCUCAAGCUUUCAACAGCAUUUUGAAGAAUUACAGCACUGAGAAAAAGAACUUGACUGUCUAUAUUGGAGAUUCAGUUGGCGAUUUGCUUUGUCUGCUUCAGGCAGAUAUAGGCAUUGUGAUUGGAUCUAGCUCAAGCUUAAGGAGAGUGGGAAGUCAGUUUGGUGUGUCAUUUUUACCGUUGUUCCCUGGCUUGGUUAAAAAACAGAAAGAGCAUACAGAAGGAAGCUCUUUUAAUUGGAAGGGGCAGUCUGGCAUUCUAUAUACAGUAUCUAGUUGGGCUGAAAUACAUGCCUUCAUUUUGGGGUGGUAGCAUUGUUUUUGUUCUCACACUCUUUUGCAAGUUAGUCAGGAAAAAAAUGAAGGAAGCAUUCAUAUAAAUGGAACACAUACAAAUUGGUGGCCUAUUUUAUUAGGGGCCACAAAUCUACUCUUUGCCUUUUUCUUUUCCUUUACAGGGUCGUCUAUCCCGAAACAUAGAUUUCUUUCUGUUGGCUGGGAUAAUGCUGUGAACUGGGUAUUGACAAUCUGCUAACCUUGUCAGUUUGUUGCUGCCCCUGUUUUACAGGCGCCAUUGUUAUUAUUAUUAUUAUUAUUAUUAUUUGUCAACAUUACUGAAUAUCAUGAAUUCGUUUUCCUUCUGUUUUUUUCCCAGGCAUCCAGAGUUUGUAGGCAGCAUGGCAUAUAAGUGGGUAUUCACAAAUGUUGCUACUGCUAUAUUUGUGCUAUUCAUAUGCUAUUGCUAUUCAAAGUUUGGCAAGAAUAGCAAUUCUGGGGAUGAAUACUUUCUGUUCCCUGAUUACUUGAAAAGCGUAGGUUGUUACUGGCAAAUUGUUUGUAUCUUGCGGCUCUCUUUUGGCUACAAAUUUGGAAUACAUGUAUUUAUGGAUGAAGCAUUUAUAGUAUAUAGUGAGGUCUGCUAUUGUAAUAUCAUGAAAAGCUUUGUUCA